CAGCUCGCCAAUCCCGCACGUCAAAUUUAGAAAGGUUUUUCGCGAUGGCGUUUCACCAGCUAGUGCUCGAAGACCUCACGGUUUCUCAACUACAGGUCGUCGCUGAACAGAGGAACGGAAAAGGCUUCCAUGUGCACUACACAGGCGGUUUCGAUGCGAGCAGGAAAAACUUCCGGCUCGCCUGCCCCGGUUAUUUGGUAAGCGGGUGCGUAUUGACCACAGUGUUCCAGUAUCCAGCUCCCAGUGGCCUGAAGGGUCAGCAAAACGACACCUACCCGGUUUUCCUUGGCCAGUACAACGACUUCAGAAAAACGUACGUGAAAUUUCACUUUGCUGGAAAGGACGAACUUAAAGUGGAGCGACGAUACAAGGGAAAUAAAUCGCUCCUUUUAACUCGGAGGAGCAAGAAUGUGGAAGGCAUCCAUGUUCUGGAGUUCGUGAGAGAACUACUAAACUUGAAGGUGUACCUUGACGGCGAGCUUCUGCUCCCUGCGCGCACAAUCACAGAUGGCUCUGACAUAGACGCACACGUGGUGCUGGGCACCGAAGACGACUUGACCUACUGCCCGUUCGUGUUCUACGAGUCGCACUACACCAUGCCCAAUGUGGAAGCGGUCUUUAAGAUUCCGGCAUUCUUCAACAAAAACUUAGACUACUGUUUUCCUCACAAAAACCUUGAAGUUGCCGCGGGAGGCUACAUACUUUGGUAUGCGUCGUGGACGCCGGGAGCAGAGUGA
Messenger RNA from Rhipicephalus sanguineus (brown dog tick), 737 nucleotides. RefSeq lists its product as uncharacterized. Lineage: Eukaryota; Metazoa; Arthropoda; Arachnida; Ixodida; Ixodidae. The coding region runs from base 45 to 737 and encodes 230 amino acids. The transcript is spliced from 5 exons. The record is from RefSeq and is a predicted model, not a curated record.